This is a messenger RNA of Galdieria sulphuraria, 2442 nucleotides long. Its product is annotated as transketolase. Gene Ontology annotation, cellular component: cytosol. Gene Ontology annotation, molecular function: transketolase activity. The transcript is spliced from 5 exons. The record is from RefSeq and is a predicted model, not a curated record. Lineage: Eukaryota; Rhodophyta; Bangiophyceae; Galdieriales; Galdieriaceae. The coding region runs from base 53 to 2401 and encodes 782 amino acids. Gene Ontology annotation, biological process: pentose-phosphate shunt.
UGUGUGGCUCAGAGACACAAUCUCCACAAUUGAUUCUGUUGGUAUUGGUCUUAUGGAUAGACACGGCGUUGAGUCAUCUUCAAGCCUUUCUAGAAGAGAAGAGGGUGGAAUAAAAGCAAUUAUAACAAGUCCUGCCUUUUUGACAUAUUCAGUACCAUAUAAGUUAUCAUGUGUUUCAGAAAAGUCGAGAGACAGGCUUCACUCCAGGUUCGGGAGUUCUUCUGCUGGAAAGACAGCUAGUCUCGCGAGACGUUCGUUUCUUGGCAAAGCGGUUGUUUGGACCCAAGAUGUUUCCUUGAGAAAGGAUCACAACAAUGAAGGUUCCUUAGCUACAAGGAAAGCUCCAGUGGUGACUAAAACCCAGAUGGUUGAGACAACAGUAAAGCCCGUAACCCAAACAGGCAACAGAUUGGCAGAUCUUUGCAUAGACAGUAUUAGAUUUCUAGCUAUAGAUGCUGUAGAAAAAGCGAAUUCAGGGCAUCCAGGUAUGCCAAUGGGAAUGGCUCCAGCUGCCUAUGUAUUGUUUGAAAAUUUCUUAAAGUUCAACCCCAAAAAUCCGUUUUGGGUUAAUAGAGAUCGUUUCGUUUUGUCGAAUGGUCACGGUUCAAUGCUCUUAUAUGCUUUGCUGUACCUUUGUGGCUAUGACUCGGUCACAUUGGAAGAUAUCAAAGAGUUCCGACAAAUUCAUUCUCGAACUCCUGGACACCCUGAAAAUAUAGAAACUGCAGGUAUUGAGGUGACGACAGGUCCUUUGGGCCAAGGAAUUGCAAAUGCCGUGGGACUAGCAGCUGCAGAAGCACAUUUGGCUGCAGUUUAUAAUAAACCUGGUCAUGAUUUGAUUGAUCACUAUACGUAUGUUUUUAUGGGAGAUGGCUGUGUGAUGGAAGGUAUCUCUAAUGAAGCAUGUUCAUUGGCUGGACAUCUAAAACUUGGAAAAUUAAUUGCUAUUUAUGACGAUAAUAAUAUUUCUAUUGAUGGAAAGACAGAUGUUGCUUUUUCGGAAGAUGUUGGUAAAAGAUAUGAAGCACUUGGAUGGCACGUAGUCACGGUUGAAAAUGGGAAUUUUGACUUGCAAGCUAUUUCGGAUGCAAUUCAGAAAGCAAAACAAGUUCAUGACAAGCCUUCUCUUAUUCGUUUGAAGACCAUUAUUGGAUAUGGCUCACCAAACAAGGCUAAUACAGGUGAGGUACAUGGAGCAGCUCUUGGAGCGGAGGAAGUAAAGUUAACAAGAGACAGCUUAUCGUGGCCAUUUAAGGAAUUUGAAGUUCCUGAGGAAGCUCUUCGUCAUUAUCGUAAACACAUUGAAUCCGGACAAAAAAUUGAGCGAGAGUGGCAAGCUAAAUGGGAGGCAUAUAAGAAAGCUUUUCCCGAAUUGGCUUCACAAUUUGAGAGGACAGUACUUCAUAAGAAACUUCCAGAUAAUUGGGAAAGUGUCUUAAUUUCUGCAGCUGAAAGAGGAGGUGAUAUGGCUACUCGUCAAGCAUCACAAGCAAUGUUGAACGCGUUAGCUCCAAUUAUGCCAGAACUUGUGGGUGGUUCUGCAGAUUUAGCUCCAUCUUGUUUAACUAUGAUGAAAAAUGUGCCUUCUUUUCAGCACAACUGUAGAGAAGGGCGUUAUUUCCAUUUUGGAGUUCGCGAACAUGCAAUGGGUGCAAUAUCCAAUGGCUUAUAUCAUCACAACACUGGUUUCCGUCCCUUUGCAGCAACCUUCUUUAUUUUUACAGACUAUAUGCGUGCAUCUAUUCGGUUAUCCGCUUUGUCUAGAGCCGGAGUUAUUUACAUUAUGACGCAUGAUUCUGUUGCAUUAGGUGAAGAUGGACCAACUCAUCAGCCUAUUGAGCACUUGGCAUCCUUUAGAGCUAUGCCAAAUGUUCAUAUGCUGAGACCAGCAGAUGUUACAGAAACUGCAGCAGCUUAUAUUGCUGCUCUAAAGUCAACAUCGACUCCAUCUAUACUGGCGUUAUCAAGGCAGAAGCUACCCAAACUAAAGAAUUCAUCUAUAGAAGGAUGUCUAAAGGGUGCAUAUAUAUUAUCUGAUAACACUCGAUCAGGUGGAUAUCCGGAUUUUAUAUUAACUGCGAGUGGUUCGGAAGUACAUCUUGUAGAGAUUGCAGCAGAAAAAUUGCGUCAAGAAGGCAAGUCUAUUCGAGUUGUUUCUUUUCCUUGUUGGGAGCUCUUCGAACAGCAGAGUAGAGAGUACCAAGAGUCUGUCUUUCCUUCCAACGUUGGAAAAGAUCGUCGUCUUGUUUGUGAGGCUGGUUCAAGUUUCGGUUGGGAAAGGUAUGUGGGUCAUAUGGUUAGCAUCGACCAGUUUGGAUUAUCAGGCAAAGGGAACGAUAUCUUGAAACACUUUGGUAUUACGGUGGAAAAUGUCGUGAAGCAGGUAAAGGCGGUUUUAUAAUUCGUCAAAACUCCUUAGCACCGUGCUUUUAUAACUUCCUG